ACGCUCUAUAUAUACAUGUGUGUGUGCGCGCGUGAAGUGCUGCUCUGCUGCUGCAAGCAAGCAAGUGAGGCACAGAUAAAAAUAAUACAAUAAUGUCGUUGCUAGCCGCGACUUUUUGUCGAAAUUCGUGCUGCGUUAAUAGACGUAUCGACGACGAAAUCGCGACGACGACGAUGAUGAUCCGGCCAGUAUAGUCACAUCCGCGAUAAUGAAAAGCUAGACGAAGAGAGAGAGGAAUAAAAGGAGCAGCAGCAGCAGCAGAAGAAGGUGGAGAUUUCGUCGUCGUCGUCGUCUCUCAUGGGAUCAUCCAGUGUGUGUAUGUAUACACAUGUAACUCAUAAUAGGCCACAGCCUAGAGAGGAUCAAGAACUCGCGAGCGCGAUGUCGUAGUGUGUGCCAAUGUAUAUCGACGCUGGACUGAUGUCAUGAUCUGCCACUCGUUAGUACAAAAACAAUGCUCAAGUCUGUUUGUGUAUCAACACAGUUAUUAUUGCCUUAAUCUUGCCUGUUAAGUCAUUGAUCGAUCAAUGCAAAAUGAUUCGAGUCGACGAAGAAGUGGAGUUAAUUGGGAAUUGCUGGAAAGAAUGCGCCAGUUGGCUGGUGAGAUGUGGUGCUUUGCGAGCUGAUCAUAAAGCCAAUUGCGUUACAGCGACAGUUGUGGAUUUGGCUCGUAUCCUCAGAGAUGGAGUUCUUUUGUGCAAUCUAUUGAAUAAUGCUGAGCCAGGCUGCAUAAACAGCAAGGACGUCAGUCAAAAACCUCAGCUGGCACAGUUCUUAUGCUUCAGAAAUAUCAAUGCAUUUUUAGCAGCUUGUAAAAAUGUUUUUGGUUUAUCGGAGUCUGAUCUAUUUGAGCCAUCGAUGCUCUACGAUCUGUCCAACUUUCAUCAAGUUUUAUGCACUCUAUCAGCCCUGUCCAACUCUUCUAGGUUCAAAAGUAAAAAUAUUGAGGGUUUUAACGUGAAACGAGGCCAUUCUCAAGAGGAUAUAUAUAAAGAUUUACAAUCAGCUGGAGUUGGACGGGUCAGCGAGGCGAGGGUCCGUCACUAUCGUCGCCGCGAGGCCGAGGACGUAGCCGAUGGCCUGGAUACAGCGACCGGCACCACCACCACCAACGGCAGCAAUAGCCGAUUCGGCAGCCUCGACAGUCGAGCCAGUCAACGCGGCCGCAGCAGCAACAACCACAAUCAUCAUCAUCAUCAACAGCAGCAGCAGCAGCAGCAUCAACAGCAUCUGCAUCAACAGCAGCAUCAGCAUCAGCAGCAUCACUCGAUGGGCAGGAGGUUUCAUCGGGACGUCGAUCACGUGAACACGGGGCCCGUCGAGGAGGAGGACGGCUACGGCGACUUCUACAGCCACCAGAGGAGCGAGCAGAUCUAUCACGAUCUCUGUAGUCUGCAAUUGCCGCAGUUACCGAUCUCGCAGGGAGCGGCAGCGACCUCGGCAACUGGCGGCGAGAAGCGCGACUACGUCAUCCAGGAACUGGUCGAGACGGAGCGCAACUACUCCGAGGUCCUGAACAGUCUGCUGAAGCACUUCGCCAGGCCGCUGUCGGGUCGCUUCCAGCCCGAGGACACGGCGCGCAUAUUCUUCGGCAUCAAGGAUCUGGCGGAGAUACACGCGGGCUUUCACAGCCAGCUGCGCAAGGCCAAGGGCGGCGCCGCCCUCGGCCAGGUCUUUCUCGACUGGCGAGAAAAGUUUCUCAUCUACGGCGACUACUGCGCGAAUCUGACCACGGCCCAGAGCACCCUGAACGACGUCUGCUCGCACAACGAGGCGCUCAAUCAGGAAGUUAUCAGAUGCCAGCAGGAGGCCAACAACAACAAAUUCAAGCUGAGGGACAUACUGUCGGUGCCGAUGCAGAGGGUGCUCAAGUAUCAUCUGCUGCUCGACAAGCUGGUCGAGGAGACGCCGCGCGAGUGGCUCGAGGACCGCAAGCGGCUGGUGCAGGCGCGCGACGUCAUGGUCGACGUGGCGCAGUACAUCAACGAGGUGAAGCGCGACUCGGACACGCUGGACAUCAUCAAGGACAUCCAGUGCUCGAUCACGGACUGGGAUCGGGCCGAGGACAUACAGCUGAGGGACUACGGCCGACUGAUGAAGGACGGCGAGCUCAAGGUCAAGGCGCACUCGGAUCAGCGCAUCAAGGCCCGCUACGCCUUCGUGUUCGAGCAGGUGGUGCUGGUGUGCAAGGUCGGCCGCGGCGAUCAGUACUGCUAUCGCGAGACGAUCAAGCUGGACGAGUACCGGGUCGAGGACCAUCAGCAGGCCCAGCAGCAGCAGGGCCGCAACGCCAUCAAGACGACCCUCGGCCGCGACUCGCGCUGGUCCUACCAGUGGCUGCUCGUGCACAAUCAGGGCUGCAAGGCCUACACGCUGUACGCGCGCACCGACGAGCAGAAGCAGAUCUGGAUGAAGGCGCUGCAGGACGCCAUGGACAAUCUGUCGCCCGCGGCCUGUCGCCAGACCGAUCACAAGUUUCGGCUGACCACCUUCGACAGCGCGCGCAGCUGCGAGAGGUGCGGCAAGUUCCUCAAGGGCCGCAUAUUCCAGGGCUACCGAUGCGAGACCUGCCGGCUGGCCGUGCACAAGCAGUGCAUCGUGCACUCGGGCAGGUGCAUGCCCGUGCCGCCGCCUCCGCCACCCCCGCCGCCGCCGCCGCCGCAGCCGUUCGAGCGCGAGCUAUCUGCAAAGCUCUGGUACGUCGGCGAGAUGGGCCGCGAUCUUGCCACGCAGAAGCUGGAGGCGCGCGAGGACGGUACGUACAUGGUGCGCGCUCGUCCACCCCAGGCCCAGCCGAGGCUCAAGAACGAGACCAAUUACGCUCUCAGUCUCAAAGCCGACGGCACGGUGAAGCACAUAAGAAUCUUCAAGCGCGAGGUGGACGGGGCCGACCUGUACUUCCUGAGCGAGUCGCGCUUCUUCAAGAGCGUGGUCGAGCUCGUCGAGUACUACGAGCGCGUGUCGCUCACCGAGAACUUCGAGAAGCUCGAUCAGCGCCUGCAGUGGCCCUACAGGCGCAUACUGGCCAAAGCACUGUUCGACUUUCAGGGCGGCGAGCGCAACGAGCUCAGCCUGCAGAAGGGCCGCCGAGUCGUAGUAUUAAGCAAGGAGGGCGAUGCCAAAGGUUGGUGGAAGGGCAAGAUCGGCAAUCAGGUCGGCUUCUUCCCCAAGGAGUACGUCGAGGAGGAGUAGUUAAUAGUAGAUAUGCUAAUUUUUAAGUAAUAUAUAUAUAUAGUGGAGCAGAAGAGUGACACAAUGCCAUAUGAAUGCCCGCAGUCGUGACGUAUAUUAACUGUAUACAUAAACAAAAACAUAUUAUAUAUUUAUUGUGACAAAUCAAAGCGCUUGCGAGACUCGCGAGUUUCGGCGUCCGAGUAGAUAGUUUCGAAUUGACGAAAAAAAAAAAUAAUAAUGAAAACAAAAAGAAAAAGCUAUUAUAUAAACGUGUUAUAUAUUAGAUUAUUAUAUUGUAUACAGAAUGUGACAAUGUAAUACCUCCAAUCUAGUGAGUGCAAUCACACGAUGCUUUCCUUCGAUAUAUAUUUUUUAUUCAUUUUAUCGCGUUUAUGUGGAUUGUAAUUGUGCGUUUAGUCCGUAAGAUAAUAGAUAGUUUUGUCAAAGUUCGAUGGUCGAAUGUGAAUGUUGGAAUGUUUAACGCUUCUGUCGUGUAUAUAUGUGUGUUAAUCGUUUGCGCUUUCGUCAAGUCCGAGCAUAAUCCUUUGACUCCUAUACGGUCGAUGAGAAAUGGAAAUAUCCAAAAAUCGACGAUGUCAGGUACGAAUAACGAAAUCAAUUUUUUUACACGACAGAUAGCGAAAUCGUCGAUUUUUAUUAUUCGAUUAUUGAGGCGUAGAUUU
This is a messenger RNA of Trichogramma pretiosum, 3857 nucleotides long. RefSeq names its product protein vav (gene Vav). Gene Ontology annotation, molecular function: protein binding; guanyl-nucleotide exchange factor activity. The record is from RefSeq and is a predicted model, not a curated record. The coding region runs from base 535 to 3192 and encodes 885 amino acids. Gene Ontology annotation, cellular component: cytoplasm. Gene Ontology annotation, biological process: regulation of GTPase activity; cell migration. Lineage: Eukaryota; Metazoa; Arthropoda; Insecta; Hymenoptera; Trichogrammatidae. The transcript is spliced from 7 exons.